AUGUCCGACCCAACCCUUUACCUCUACACCUCGCUCACCGCGGGGUCUUCUCACAUCAUCACCGCAACCUCCCGCAUAGAAACUAUCCUCAAGGCGAACAAGCUCCCCUUCCGAGCCAUUGAUGUCGCCACAGACGAUGCCGCCCGCAAAUUGUGGGGUCGCCGUUCCAAGGGCAAGAAGCUGCCUGGCCUGGUCAAGUACGGCAACAUAGUCGGAGAUCUGGAAGAAAUCGAAGAGUGGAACGAAUUCGGCGAGUUGCGCCAGGUCGUCAGAGACGCCCCAGAUCUGGACGGCAUGCCAGCGACUAGCUACCCGAUCGCGCCAGAAUCCACCCCCAAGGAGCCCGAGCCCAAGACCCCUAAACCUUCUACGAUCAAGAUCCAAUCCCCGCCUGCAAAGACCAAUCCCGAAGAGAAGAAAGAUGAAACCGCCGUUCUAGCCCUGCGGCAGGCCAGCUCUGAAGCUGCAUCCAAAGCAAAGAGCAAAGCAGAGAAUGACGCGACCGCAAAGAUUGAUAUGAAGGAGAGCGAUUCUACCAGCCGUACCAUCCGGCCGCGCAAGGGCUCCGUCGCGCCUGAAAUGCCUGAUACACAGCCCGAUUCACCCAAGGGACUCAAGAGGCCUCCUCUCGUUCCUGAAGUCGCGGCCGUCUCAAGUGCGAACUUCCAUGCGGAUAAUGCUGAGAUGCUCGGUCUUGUAGAACAUCAUCGCGGGUCGAUUAUUUCGAUGGCGGACAAGGACGAGCAGGAUAAGGUUGUGAAGGAGAUUCGAUUGUCUAUUUCGGCAGAGGAUCCAUCUGGGUCGUUAGAGGCUUUGCGGAAGGAGGCUGCCGGAAAGGCGCGACCGAGCGAGACCAUUGAGGAGAUUCCUGUUGUGGAGGAGACCAGCGAGGUCGAGCCUGAGGCUGAAGCUAAGGAGGAAAAGAAGACUGCUACCGAGGCUAAAGAAAAUACUGAGGAUCCGACCAAGGAGAAGGAAGCUGGAGAGCUCAAUGAUACUGCGACUGAGACGAAGGACGUCUCCGGGAGCAAGGACAAGGCCGAGGCUGAGGCUGCUCCUGCGGACGCUGCGGAGGGCACGGAGACUACGUCAGCGACCGUGUGA
Molecule: messenger RNA, 1104 nt
Organism: Penicillium odoratum
Lineage: Eukaryota; Fungi; Ascomycota; Eurotiomycetes; Eurotiales; Aspergillaceae
Exons: 2
Coding region: 1-1104 (367 amino acids)
Cellular component (GO): cytoplasm
Source: RefSeq, a predicted model, not a curated record